Molecule: messenger RNA, 4095 nt
Organism: Anopheles coustani
Lineage: Eukaryota; Metazoa; Arthropoda; Insecta; Diptera; Culicidae
Exons: 3
Coding region: 1-4095 (1364 amino acids)
Biological process (GO): G protein-coupled receptor signaling pathway; cell surface receptor signaling pathway
Cellular component (GO): membrane
Molecular function (GO): G protein-coupled receptor activity
Source: RefSeq, a predicted model, not a curated record
AUGGGCCGUCGGACAACAGGUCCGGAGGCUGCAGUGCAAUGUAUGAGUCAGCUUUUCGCGUUGGCGUUAUCAGCCGUAGCGGUGACUACGUCGAUGACAGCAGCGUCCAUUCUCACGAUCAACCAGUGCGAUCAACAACCGCCAACCAGCACCAACGACUGUUUCUGCCCUCCGGAGUACGCAAGCCUGCAUCCCGUACCGCUGUGUAUCGGCCUGCGAUCUCCGGGGCCGUGGGAGGACGCAUGUGUCACUUCGGGGAGCAACACCGACUACUACGAUCUGGACAAGGAUGAGAUGAACCUGGUGCGUGUGUUUCUGGCCACGCAGAAUGUGGCGGAGUGUUGGAUAUCGGCCCGGCGUAUUGCUCCCCGUGGGGCUCUGGUACGCCGUCUGCCAGGGAGCAGAUGGAACGAACGGAUUGGACCGGAGUACAAGAAGGUUCCGUUGGUGCCCGGCGACCAGGAUCCGCUCGGGCCGACGGAUCCCGGGUGUGCCGCGAUCGGUGGACCCCAGUUCGGGCAGCUGGUGAUUCGCAACUGCUCCAGGCCACUGCACCAUCUCUGCCUGUACCGCGAGAAGUCAAGCCUGCUGACUGCCUACUGUCCUCCGGGGGAGCAUACCACCCGGUACGCCGCGCCACAGCAGCACUUUUGCUACACCGUACGAGAACUAACGCCCGACACCCAGUCCUGGCUAAGCGGCAACCCCGAGUACGAAAAGCUGAACAUCACGACGGAACGCACCCGCCAUCUUGGGCUCGAACUUCUACAACGGUUCUCAUCGAACACUCGGAAGCCCUGCCCAAAGGAGAUGUUGCCACGACUCUCCGACACCCCAUCCCGGCUGAUAAAGCGUGCCCACCACGACAGCAGCUCUGGGUCGGUGUACAAAUGUGCUGUGUUCCAGCGGUAUGCGUUGAGUGAUGCGGGCGAGCAACCGCCCAGCAUGCAUCUGUACUUCGAUAAGGCGCGCCACAAGCUGUUUCUCACCGUGUACGAAGGGUGGCGGUUUUGGCGCGAGAAGUCGAAGGAUCCCGGUUUUGUCUGCUACACCAACGCGGACGUGGCGCUUAUACGCACGGUGCAAACAUCCCAGGUGCGCAAGUUCCCACUGCACCGACACCGUACUCACCGCGGGGACGACGACGGCGACGACAACAACAGCGACGCCGCCGAUGACAAGCCGGACAACGCGGAAGGAGAGCGAACGAUGUACGAGGUGCGCUUGGUGGACAGCGGGUCGCCCGGGCAGUACUGGUGCGAGGCCCACCUGAUGCCAGGCCUCAAGCAUCUCGUCUCGCAGCCGGUACUUGCUGGACGCCGGCCGGAUGGCAAGAGCUUCUUCUCGGCCACGGUCGACCUGCUGCUAGACCGCUCCGACGUGGAGUCCAUACGGCUCUCGACCUACGAGAGGUUCAUAGAAGAGCACAUCAAACUACACCGGUCCCGUCAGCCCGAGCUGCAGCCCGUCUUCGACCUCAUGAAAUCGACCCAUGUGAAGCGAGUGGACGCUACCUGGGAAGCGCACGACCAAAGUGGCAGCCACACGGUGCGCUUGAUACUGCAUGUCGUCAUGAAGCGCGUCAAAAGUUGGCGCAACUUCCCCGCGAUUCCGGAGCUGGCGGCUAAUGAAAUAGAGUUGCCGGAGAACUACAUGCACUACUACAAGAUGCGGUGGUAUUUAAACAGCGCACUGGAGUCGAUCGCCACCGCCAGCUUCCGGCCGCUCGGUGUGAACAGCACCGAGUACUGCCUACCGGAAAGCCUGCGCGUGUCGCGGGGGGGCAACGUCUGGUGGACAGCUCGGCUGGGCGAAACAGUCGCACCGAAAAACCUCUGCCUGGUGGAGGAGACCGGUCUGCCGUUAACGCGGCGCUGCCUAGGCGACUUCCUGUACGGCUGCGCCUGGGAGCCGGAACAGUGGAUCGGAGUGGAGCAGUGCUCACGCCUGCAGCACCAGGCGACACGCGUCCUGUACGAGUACAGCACUGGCCAGCUGAACCGCAGCAUACUGUCCACCGUCUUCCGGACGGUCGAUGACGUGCUGGCCGUGCCGACAAGCGUGCUACCGGCUGACCUGUUCUACAUCUCGAAAACGCUAGAAAACAUGCGCCACGUGCUCGUUCCAGAAGCGCAGGAAGAGCUGGGAGAGAUGCCCUCCAGCGAACCCACCGGAAAAGAGUCCGAUGUGGGCGAGUACUACUGUAACAUCACCGGCAUCAUGAACCGGUUGAUGUACGUGAACCGAACCAUCGUGGUGCGAUCGCAGCUGGCCCUCAACACGACCAACAUCUUGCUGGAUGCCAUCGAGACCAUGGUGAACGGGAUGGCAUUGGCGAACGACUCGAUGGUUCUGCUCCAGGGUGCCGAGCACGACUGCAACAGCGGUUCGACUGAUGCGGGACAACCUGAGCCGGAGUCGUUGGCUGUGGGGAAGAACAGCGGCACGGUGCUGUUUCGCAGUCCGCGGUUGAUUGUGUUGAUAGUGGACCCAACGGUGGCCAACAUUUCGGGCAUGGCAAUGUUCCGCAGCAACGCAACGAACCACGAUCCGGAAGCGAAUGACCAACGCUCGGAGGACGUGAACGAGGAAGGCGACUUUAGCGACUGUACGAUACGAUACCUGCACAAGAACCAGUCCCAGCAGGCUCUGUUUGCUGAGAGCAACCUAGAGAUAGGCUCGUUCGUGCCGGCGUCGGUGCUCGACGAUCUGGGCUCGCUGCAGGCGGACAUGACGAAGGAAGAACCCGACGAGGAGGCAGUGUUCGCCAGUACCGAGCAGCCGGUGGCAGCAGGUAGUGUCGUCACACCGCCUCCCCUUCGCAUCGUCAUCAUGGUUUACUACAACGAUCGGGCGUUCCGCGAGACCAAAAACGGUACCAUUGCCCGACCGAACUCGAAGAUUAUCAGCGUCACCAUACCGGGGUACGGGUCGCGCAUGCCGGACGAAAUACCGAUCUACACCCGCCAGCACGAUCCGGUGCGGGAGAGUCGCUGCGGCUACUGGUCGUUCGAUGCGGACGACCGACCUGGAGAGUUUGGUCGCUGGUCGUACGACGAGUGUCGGCUGGUGAACGUCUCCGGGUCGGGUGAGCUCACGCAGUGCGGUUGCUACCACCUGACGUCCUUCUCGAGGCUCACCAUGGACACGCAGAUGGUCGAAACGGUUGGCGUGUCGAAGAAGCUGAUCGCGGACAAGAGCACCCUAGCGCUGGAUGUCAUCACCGUGAUCGGGUGCUCGCUGUCACUGCUGGGCGUAAUUGGGAUACUAAUAACGGCGGUCCUCUUCCCGAGCUGGCGCGUCAAGGCGAGCAGCAAGAUCUUGCUGCAGCUAUCCUGCGCCAUCGCCGUCGAGAUGAUUAUCAUCUUCUUCGAGGGGCCGGAUAUCGAUAAGCAGGGUAUCAGCACGCUCGACGAGAUCGAGUGCGCGCUGCUCGGCAGCGUCUUCCACUACAUCAUACUGGUGACGUUCAUGUGGAUGCUGGUGUCGGCCUACCUACAGUUUAUGCGCUACGUCAAGGUGCUCGGCCGGCUGCGCCCAUCGCACUUCAUCCUGAAGGCGACCAUGUGCUGCUGGGGCCUCCCAGCCAUACCAGUCGUCACCGCUCUCAUCGUCGACCAUCGGCUCUACCUGAAGCAGGACAACUUCUCCGACAUUUGCUAUCCGCACGGCAGCGCGCUGUUCUACGGCCUGCUGCUCCCGAUCGGUUCGAUCAUUUUCCUCAACUUCAUCAGCUUUGUGUUUGUGCUGUACAACAUCUUCACCAUUCCCAGCAACCUCACCAAGACGGCCGAUCACGACAUGACGCUGGCGCAGCUACGCCUGUCCGUGUUCCUGUUCUUCCUGCUCGGCCUGCCGUGGAUCUUCGGUAUGCUCACCACCGGCAGCGUCGAUAAGCUGUUUGCCUACCUCUUCUGUCUCACUGCGCCCCUGCAAGGCUUCGUGCUGUUCGUGUACUUCAUCGUCAUGGAUCCGAUUGCGCGGCGGCUGUGGCUACGGAAGCUGCAGCGCUGCCCGUGCCUGACACGGCUCGGCAAACAGCUGGACGAGAAGGAAACGACCUCGCCUAGCACCUCGUUCAAUACGCAUCUUUAG